Messenger RNA from Phaethon lepturus (White-tailed tropicbird), 2655 nucleotides. It is a transcript of the gene MYH7B, whose product is annotated as myosin, heavy chain 7B, cardiac muscle, beta. The annotation marks the transcript as partial. The transcript is spliced from 16 exons. Lineage: Eukaryota; Metazoa; Chordata; Aves; Phaethontiformes; Phaethontidae. The record is from RefSeq and is a predicted model, not a curated record. Gene Ontology annotation, cellular component: myosin complex.
GAAAGACUUUGAAAUGAGUCAAUUGAAUUCAAGGAUUGAAGAUGGGCAAGUGACUGAGGCCCAGCUGCAGAAGAAGAUCAAGGAGCUCCAGGCACGCAUUGAGGAGCUGGAGGAGGAGCUGGAGGCUGAGCGUGCUGCCAGAGCCAAGGUGGAGAAGCAGCGGGCAGAAGUGUCACGGGAGCUGGAGGAGCUGAGCGAGCGGCUGGAGGAGGCUGGUGGGGCGACGGCCACGCAGCUGGAGAUGAACAAGAAGCGGGAAGCAGAGUUCCUGAAGCUGCGGCGGGACCUGGAGGAGGCAACCCUGCAGCAUGAGUCCACGGCAGCUGCCCUGCGGAAGAAGCACGCAGACAGUGUGGCAGAGCUGAGCGAGCAGAUUGACAACCUGCAGCGUGUCAAGCAGAAGCUGGAGAAGGAGAAGAGUGAGAUGAAGAUGGAGGUGGAUGACCUAUCAUCCAACAUUGAAUACCUCACCAAGAACAAGGCCAAUGCCGAGAAGCUGUGCCGCACCUAUGAGGACCAGUUGAGCGAGGCCAAGUCCAAAGUGGACGAGCUGCAGCGACAACUGACUGACGUGAGCACACAGCGGGGCAGGCUGCAGACUGAGAAUGGGGAGCUUAGUCGGCUGCUGGAGGAGAAGGAGUCCUUCAUCAACCAGCUGAACCGUGGCAAGACCUCAUUCACACAGAACAUCGAGGAACUAAAGAGGCAGCUGGAGGAAGAGACCAAGAGCAAGAAUGCCCUGGCCCAUGCUCUGCAAGCCUCCCGGCAUGACUGUGACCUGCUGCGGGAGCAGUACGAGGAGGAGGUGGAGGCCAAGAGUGAGCUCCAGAGGAACUUGUCUAAGGCCAAUGCGGAAGUGGCCCAGUGGAGAACCAAGUAUGAGACGGAUGCCAUUCAGAGGACGGAGGAGCUGGAAGAAGCCAAGAAGAAGCUGGCCAUUCGGCUGCAGGAGGCGGAGGAGGCGGUGGAGGCUGCCCACGCCAAGUGCUCCUCAUUGGAAAAGACCAAGCACCGGCUGCAAACAGAGAUCGAGGACCUCUCGGUAGACCUGGAGCGUGCCAACUCGGCCUGUGCUGCCCUGGACAAGAAGCAGCGCAACUUUGACAGGAUCCUGGCUGAGUGGAAGCAGAAGUAUGAGGAGACCCAGGCGGAGCUGGAGGCAUCACAGAAGGAGUCACGCAGCCUGAGCACAGAGCUCUUCAAGCUCAAGAAUGCCUAUGAGGAGUCCCUGGACAACCUGGAGACCCUCAAGAGGGAGAACAAGAACCUGCAGGAGGAAAUUGCUGAUCUGACUGACCAGAUCAGCCUGAGUGGUAAAACCAUCCAUGAGCUGGAGAAGCUGAAGAAAGCCCUGGAGAGUGAGAAGAGUGAUAUCCAGGCAGCUCUGGAGGAGGCUGAGGGGGCCCUGGAGCAUGAGGAGAGCAAGACGCUGCGCAUCCAGCUGGAGCUGAACCAGAUCAAGGCCGAUGUGGACAGGAAGCUGGCGGAGAAGGACGAGGAGUUUGAGAACCUGAGGCGCAACCACCAGCGUGCCAUGGACUCCAUGCAGGCCACAUUGGAUGCAGAGGCCCGGGCCAAGAACGAGGCUGUCCGUCUGAGGAAGAAGAUGGAGGGAGACCUGAACGAGAUGGAGAUCCAGCUGAGCCAUGCCAACCGCCAGGCUGCCGAGUUCCAGAAACUGGGCCGCCAGCUUCAGGCCCAGAUCAAGGACCUGCAAAUCGAGUUGGAUGACACUCAGCGCCACAAUGACGACCUGAAGGAGCAGGUGGCUGCCCUGGAGCGCCGCAACAACCUGCUGCUGGCAGAGGUGGAGGAGCUACGGGCAGCGCUGGAACAGGCGGAGAGGAGCAGAAAGCUGGCGGAGCAGGAGCUGCUGGAGGCCACUGAGAGGGUCAACCUGCUCCACUCCCAGAACACGGGCCUGAUCAACCAAAAGAAGAAGCUGGAGACCGACAUCUCACAGCUAAGCAGUGAAGUGGAGGACGCGGUGCAGGAGUGCCGCAACGCUGAGGAGAAGGCAAAGAAGGCUAUCACAGACGCUGCCAUGAUGGCAGAGGAGCUGAAGAAGGAGCAGGACACGAGCGCGCACCUGGAGCGGAUGAAGAAGAACAUGGAACAGACCAUCAAGGACCUGCAGAUGCGCCUGGACGAAGCAGAGCAGAUUGCUCUCAAGGGGGGCAAGAAGCAGAUCCAGAAGCUGGAGGCCAGGGUGCGGGAGCUGGAGGGAGAACUGGAUGUGGAGCAGAAGAAGAUGGCUGAAGCCCAGAAAGGCAUUCGCAAGUACGAGCGGAGGAUCAAGGAGCUGAGCUACCAGGCUGAGGAAGACCGGAAGAAUCUGACACGGAUGCAGGACCUGAUCGACAAGCUGCAGAGCAAGGUCAAGAGCUACAAGCGCCAGUUUGAGGAGGCGGAGCAGCAGGCCAACUCCAACCUGGUGAAGUACCGCAAGGUGCAGCACGAGCUGGAUGAUGCCGAGGAGCGUGCUGACAUCGCCGAGACACAGGUCAACAAGCUGCGCGCCCGCACCCGGGAGGUCAUCACCUCCAAGCAUGAGUAGUAGAAGCCCAGCUGCCUGCCCUGCCCGCUGUAGGUUGAAGGUAAAUGGCUGCAACAGUCACUGCCAGCUUUGUACUGUGUGAAUAAAAGUAGAUCUGC